Messenger RNA from Vicia faba (fava bean), 2073 nucleotides. Lineage: Eukaryota; Viridiplantae; Streptophyta; Magnoliopsida; Fabales; Fabaceae. The record is from the annotation of a GenBank genome assembly.
AUGCCUCAACCUAAGCUUCUUAUCACUCUUUUUCAAUCAGUAACCAUGAUUCUAUGUUGUGUUUCCACUACUGAAUUUGUCUAUAAUACAAACUUCAACUCCUCAAACAUCAACUUAUAUGGAAAUGCAACCAUUAACAGAUCCAUUCUCACUCUCACUAAUGGAAGUUUCUUCUCAAUAGGUCGUGCUUUUUACCCGAAAAAACUACCUACCAAACUUCCCAACUCUUCCAUUCUUCUCCCCUUUGCUACUUCCUUCAUUUUCUCUGUUGCCCCUAUCAAAAACUAUAUUGCAGGACAUGGCCUUGCCUUCAUAUUCACACCUUCAAGAGGUCUAAAUGGCACGACAUCAGCCGAGUAUAAUGGUCUUUUCAAUCUCACCAAUGAAGGUAAUCCUAAUAACCAUGUUCUUGGAAUUGAAUUUGAUAUAGUCAAAAACGAAGAAGAAUUCAACGAUAUAAAUGACAAUCAUGUUGGUCUUGACAUAAACUCGCUUAGAUCCUUACCUUCACAUGAGGCUGGAUACUGGGGUGGAAAAGAUGACAAUGAGUUUAAGGUGUUGAAGAUAAAAAGUGGAGAAAAUUAUCAAGUAUGGAUUGAAUUUAUGCAUUCUCGGAUAAAUGUUACCAUGGCUCGUGCAGGACAAAAGAGGCCACGAGUUCCUCUCAUCAGUGUGAAUGUUAAUCUUUCUGGGGUUCUUAUGGACGAAACCUACGUCGGAUUCUGCGCUGCCACAGGGCUAUUAAUUGACAGUAGUAGGAUUCUUGCUUGGAGCUUUAGCAAUAAAAAUUUUUCAAUCGGUGAUGCGUUAGUGACAGACAACUUGCCUUCAUUUGUCCCUUAUAAGAGAUGGUUUUCUCGAGCAAAAGUUAUAGCUGUAGGAGUCACCAGUGUUGUCUGUGUGUUGAUCAUCUGUUGCGGUUGUGUAGUGUUUUUCAUUCUAUAUAGGAGGGGAAAGGAAGAUGCAGAAAUUGAAGAGUGGGAACUAGAAUAUUGGCCACAUAGAAUUAGUUUCCAAGAGAUUCAUGAAGCAACAAGAGGGUUCUCUGAAGAGAAUGUGGUUGCUGUAGGAGGAAAUGGAAAGGUGUAUAAAGGAAUUUUGCAAGGAGUUGAAGUGGCAGUCAAGAGAAUCCCUCAAGAAAGAGAAGAUGGAAUGAGAGAGUUUUUGGCAGAGGUUUCAAGCAUAGGAAGAAUGAAACACAGAAAUUUAGUAGGAUUGAGAGGUUGGUGCAAAGAAGAAAAGGGAAGCUUGAUUCUAGUUUAUGACUUCAUGAAUAAUGGAAGUUUAGACAAAUGGAUCUUUGAGUGUGAAGAAGGAAAGAUGCUAACAUGGGAAGAAAGGAUUCAGGUUUUGAAAAAUGUAGCUGCAGGGAUUCUAUACCUACAUGAAGGUUGGGAAGUUAAGGUCUUGCAUAGAGAUAUCAAAGCGAGCAAUGUUUUACUUGACAAGGACAUGAAUGCAAGAUUGGGAGAUUUUGGUUUGGCUCUUAUGCAUGAGCAUCAUGGGCAAGUGGCCAGCACAACAAAAGUACUAGGGACAUUAGGAUACAUUGCUCCGGAAGUGAUUCGAACGGGAAGGGCGUCGACUAUGUCUGAUGUGUUCGGCUUUGGUAUAUUGUUGUUAGAAGUAAUUUGCGGGCGAAGACCGAUUGAAGAACUUAAGCCAGGACUAAUUGAAUGGGUGAGGUCUCUAAUGUUGGUUAGCCAAUUGCACAAUGCUGUUGAUGAAAGGUUGAAGGCCAGAGGAGGAUACCCUAUUGAGGAAGCUGAAAGAUUGCUUCAUUUGGGUUUGAUGUGUUCAAAUUCAGACCCUAGUGUUAGACCAACAAUGAGACAGAUUGUGAAAAGUCUGGAGGGAGAAAUGAACAACAUUGAUUGUGAUGAAGAAAAUAUGGAGAUUAGUUUGAUUGGAAAACUAAAAUCAGUUGAAAUAUGGUCUAAAACAAUAAGUACAGUUCCAUAUAGAGAUCACCCUACUUUUGAAGAAGUUAUAAGUUAUAAUUCAAAAGCAUCUACAAGUGGCUCAAGUGUUAUUCAAGCAUCAGAUUCAGAUAUCAUUUGGGAAGGCAGAUAA